UCAGCGCCACAAAUACUAAAGGUCAUACUUGGUAAUAUUAUAUAUAACGAAUCGGUCUUUAUGAAUUGGACUUACACAAGCAAUCUUUUCUCUCUACUGUCGUCCUCUCUCACUUUCUAUACGAUGGCGGGAAACGGUAGUUUAGCGACUGUUCUAGGGCUAAUUUUGGUGCUCACACUGUUCCAUAACCCGAUCACUGUUGCCGGACAAAGUAUUCCGGCGGUGGCUUUAUUUACGUUCGGUGACUCAAACUUCGACGCCGGAAAUAAACAGAGUCUCACCAAAGCAAACGUUCCACAAGGUUUCUGGCCGUACGGAAAAUCCAGAGACGACCCUAACGGCAAAUUCUCAGACGGAUUCAUCGCUCCGGACUUCGUCGCAAAAUUCAUGGGCAUUCCGAUCGAAAUCCCCGCGGCGAUGAAACCGAACGUCAAUGUUUCACGUGGAGCUAGUUUCGCUGUCGCUGAUGCUACUCUUCUCGGAGCUCCUGUGGAAUCUUUGAAUCUUAAUCAACAAGUGAGGAAAUUCAAUCAAAUGAAAGCGUCAAACUGGAACGAUGACUUCGUCAAGAAGUCGCUGUUUAUGAUAUACAUUGGUGCUAACGAUUACUUGAACUUCACCAAGAACAACCCUAUCGCCGAUGCAUCUGCCCAACAAGCUUUUGUCACUUCCGUGACCAACAAGUUAAAGAACGAUAUUAGCUUAUUGUAUGCAUCAGGAGCUAGUAAGUUCGUUAUCCAAACCCUAGCACCAUUGGGUUGCUUACCGAUCGUCAGACAAGAUUACAACACCGGGAUGGACCAAUGCCAUGAAACUCUUAAUAAUUUGGCUAAACAACACAACGACAAAAUCGGACCCAUGUUGAACGAAAUGGCUAGAACUGCUCCUGGUUUCCAGUUCACAGUCUUUGACUUCUACAAUGUUAUUCUUCGUAGGACGCAGAGGAGCUUAAACUACAGGUUUUUGGUAACGAACUCAUCGUGCUGCGGAGUUGGGACACACAAUGCUUACGGUUGCGGUUUCCCCAACGUGCACUCGAAACUAUGCGAGUACCAACGAUCUUAUUUAUUCUUCGAUGGGCGUCACAAUACAGAGAAGGCACAAGAAAGUUUUGGUCAUCUUCUUUUUGGAGCCGAUCCAAAUGUUAUCCAACCGAUGAACGUCCGUGAGCUCGUUACUUACCCAGUCGAUGAACCAAUGCGUGAGUUUUGGUUACCUACAACUUCGUCCGUGAGGGACUCUACCUCGUCAUCAAGCCACGGUUACGAGUUCUACUGAGUCUAUAUAAAAAUCUCUUAUUUCACAAAAUUCGGAAUCUUAAUGUUUUUAGUGACUCUAGCUCGUCAUCUUGCUCGAGUGCGUUUCCCUCUGUAACAAAAGAUUGUAGUUAUUAUUGGAAUUGAAUUAAAUUUAAAGCUAUCAAAAAUUCAAAA
Molecule: messenger RNA, 1433 nt
Organism: Brassica napus (rape)
Lineage: Eukaryota; Viridiplantae; Streptophyta; Magnoliopsida; Brassicales; Brassicaceae
Product: inactive GDSL esterase/lipase-like protein 23
Exons: 4
Coding region: 61-1278 (405 amino acids)
Biological process (GO): endoplasmic reticulum organization
Molecular function (GO): hydrolase activity, acting on ester bonds
Source: RefSeq, a predicted model, not a curated record